UUUCAAUAAUACUUGUAAAAUAGUUUACCCUCCUUCCCUCAGGGGGACCCCAUUUUGUGGGGUUUCAAGAUUAAAAGAAAUAUCAUUUUCAAUUGUUCAAUAAUUAAACUCAAAACCAUUGUUUACAGCCAUGACUCUCUCAAGUUAUCAACCACACUUAAAUGUGUCUGUUUGGUAGUCUGUUAGCCCACUCCUCGUUGUUUUUUUCCUCUCUAUAUAAUCUAUAUAUAUUACCUAUCUUGCCCGUACGUCAAUUACGACAACCCUACUACAUUAAUUAAUAUUUAUUAUUUAGAUAAAUUACACAUAUUUUUUCAGUAGCCAUAAUCCAUUUGCAAAUUGCAAAGUAGGCUUCCUGAUUCAACUUCUCUAUAUUAAACUGGAAGAUAGACAACAAAAGAAGUUGAUUUCUUCUCUUUUUAGAAACAACAAAUACUAAUAGUUUUUGUUUAAAAAAAAAAAUGGAAGGUCAUGACUUUGCCUUUCCCUUAUCAUGAUGAAUUGAUGAUGACGGAUAACAUCAACACCACCACCACCGGCAGCCUCCCCAUCUCAAACCCAAAGCAGAGUUCUCUGGCAUCAACUCCGUCAAGUUCCGGCCACAGCUCCGAUAUGUCUCCGCUUUCUGCAAUUCUAUCUCUUCUAGUGCUCAUAGCAAUACCCGCUUUGAUCUACGCUUUCUUUUUCGCCAUCAAUUGCCCUCCAAUCCAACUCAGAAGACCUCGCCGGAGGCAGAGUCAAGCCGAUUCCGACCAUUUGAGCAGUAGCUGCAAGGAGAGCAAAGAGACGGAAUUGGUGACGGCCGGCGGGAUUAAGUAUACGAAGGAGGCGGAUCAUGAGGAAGAGUACGGAGGCGAGUGUCCGGUGUGUUUGUCGGCGUUUGUGGAAGGGGAUUUUGUCAGGCAGCUCAGUGGUUGUAAACACUCUUUCCAUGUCGGCUGUAUUGAUAGAUGGCUUGUAACUCACUCCAAUUGUCCGGUUUGUCGAGCUUCUGUUCCGAGUCUCGCACCCACCGGACGUUUGAAACGUCCGGCCACGACCCAGAGGGCCCGGGAAGAUGAUUUCACGCAAGGUUUGCCGGAUGCGGCUAGCUUAGUUUGAUUGGUAUGCCGAUCUUUUUUGUUGUUAAAAUGGGCAUUUUUUUAAGCACCACUUGUACAUAAUCUUCACCUAGUUUCCUUUUUCUUAGGGGGAUUUUGAUUUUUUUCCCUUCUGAUUACUCGCCGGUUUCCCCUGCUCCGAGUGUUUUUGCCUCUAGCCUUUCACACACUCUGUUCUUUUAUUUUUUAUUUUUUGUUUUUGUCAUUUCUCAAAUUAUUUCUAGCCACAGAUGUAGGCAGAAGCUAACUACGAGGUUCAGAAUUCACUCACGAUCUUGGCAGUUGGUAGUAGUACAACGAUUAGCAAUGAAGUUCGUGGUAUUGGAGUGCUUCAUAAGACGAUCGUGUCCUUUCCCACCGACUGAACACCAGUAAAGCUGUUCAUAAUAAACCCAUAUAUUUCCGUCCAAUGUGGAAACGUCUGAUGUAGUUGAAUUUGUAUUGUAAUUUGAUAAUUUUUCGUCAAGAUUACACCGUAAUUAUUCCGGCUUAGUUUCCUCCCCUACUCACUCAACAAUGCACUUUACAGACGACCCUAAAAAUUAAUUGUUUAGAGUAGCUAGCAACAUGAGAUUUACAUCCACCGACUAGAAAUUCCUCCGUCAGGGUUAAACCUUAGCCGGAGUAUGAUUUUAUAGGAGUCACUUAUGCUCGUAAUGUACUUUUUUAGUCACAAACUUUUU
Oldenlandia corymbosa var. corymbosa is the source of this 1783-nucleotide messenger RNA. NCBI's taxonomy places the organism in Eukaryota, Viridiplantae, Streptophyta, Magnoliopsida, Gentianales, Rubiaceae. The record is from the annotation of a GenBank genome assembly.